This is a messenger RNA of Helianthus annuus (common sunflower), 1344 nucleotides long. Its product is annotated as probable protein phosphatase 2C 14. NCBI's taxonomy places the organism in Eukaryota, Viridiplantae, Streptophyta, Magnoliopsida, Asterales, Asteraceae. The record is from RefSeq and is a predicted model, not a curated record. Gene Ontology annotation, biological process: protein dephosphorylation. Bases 90 to 1187 code for a protein of 365 amino acids. The transcript has 5 exons. Gene Ontology annotation, molecular function: protein serine/threonine phosphatase activity; cation binding.
AUUCUUCUUCUUAUUCUUCUUCAAACCCUCAUCCACUUUCUCUGUUAAUCGCCGGAGGAGACAUUCUCCGGCAACCCUUAAUCAACCCAAUGCCUCCUUGCACCCUCCGGUUCUCCGACACCAACAACGGAGAGCCUCUCUCCAUCUUAACACCUUCUUCGAAAAAGCGAAAACGACCACCCAUGAUUGAGAUCCCAAACAUUCUUCAAGUAACCGAAUCCGCAGCCGCUAAAUUCACUUCCAAAAGCUUUGUCACGAAAUCCGACGGUGUGGUAUCCUCUAGUGGAUUCGGUGUUGGUGUUUGUUCUGUUAAAGGUAGGAAGUCGUUCAUGGAAGAUGCUCAUACUAUCGUUUCUUCGUCGAAUUGCGAAAAGGGAUUUUUCGGGGUUUAUGACGGACACGGUGGAAGCAAGGCGGCGGAGUACGUAUCGAAGAAUCUGCACUCGAAUGUGUUGGAGAUGUUGGAGAAAUGUUCCGAGAAUGCAACAACUGAAGAAGUUGUUAAAGCUGCAUUCAUGAAAACAGAUGAUGAGUUUCUUAAACAGGGAUUAGAAAGUGGUGCUUGCUGUGUCACUGCUCUUAUUAAGGAAAAGGAGCUUUUCGUCUCGAAUUUAGGCGAUUGCAGAGCGGUUAUAUCCAAAAAAGGAAAGGCGGAGUCUUUAACUAUGGAUCACAAAGCAUCACAUGAUGAUGAACGUAAACGGAUACAAGAUAAGGGCGGAUAUGUAGAGCUUCAUCGCGGGACUUGGAGGGUUCAUGGUGUACUAGCUGUGUCAAGAAGCAUAGGUGAUGCUCAUUUGAAAGAUUGGGUUUUGGGUGAACCCGAGACCAAGAUUUUACCGUUGACAGAUGAUUUAGAGUAUCUAAUCUUGGCUUCUGAUGGAUUGUGGGACGAGGUUGGAAAUCAAGAAGCUAUUGAUGUUGUGACGCGAUGCAUGACAAACCUAUCUCCAAAAGUGAAAAAAGUUUAUAGGGUCAAACGAAUGAAACACAGAGAAAAUAGCGAAAAUGAUGAACCACAACACAUGGCUAGACGAGUGGUUAAGACCAGUGAUCAGAACCAGGACCAUGGCUUGACAGCUGAUGGGCUUGUGGGUGCUUGCAAGGAGCUUGUGAACCUUGCUGUAAAGAGAGGUAGUUUAGAUGAUAUUACAGUCAUGAUACUUGACCUUAAAUCUUUCCAAUAACCCGGUCACCCGGAUAAGGGAUUGUGUAUUGACUGACUUGUACAAUUGUGCAUUAAGAGUUUUAGAUUGCGUUACAAUUAGUACUUUAUCCAUUUUUGCUCUUGGGUGUUGUAGUCUAAGAGCUCUCUAUUUUUUUUAUCAUUGUGAAUUCGUGAUA